UUGACGGAAACGUUUGCUGUGUAUUUUUAUUAAUAUUUCAGCGUGGUUACUUGUUUAUUUACGCGUUAUAUCAUAGUAUCAAUUAUAAUAUAACAUUUAUCUAUUAAUUUAAGUUUCAUUUCUUCGUUCUGUUCCGUGAAUAUGUGGUAAAACCGUCAAAAUGAGGCGAGGUCAUUCUGGCAUCGGUGGAUGGCGGAAUGAAAAUCCAAGACAUUUUUGGCCUCGCGGAGGCGGUGUACCUCGGCAUGGGCCUCCCCAACAAUACCCUCUACUAGAUCUACCCGCCAAAUAUGGAGUUCCAAGAUUUAACCGAGGAGGACCACAUUAUAAUCCUCACAUGGGACCAAACCUUCGAAUGCGAGGAGUCGAUCGCCGAUCGUUCGGACCACACGAUAAUCGGCCUCGGUUUCCAGGGCCCAAUGAUCGGUACAACUAUCAACCACCCCAUUUAAGAAAUGAUGACACCAGUGACACAACAAGUUACAAAAAUAUAGUCAGUUAUUGUGAAAGCAGAAAAAAUGACCAGAGCCGCAUCAAUAGUAUGGGGGAUGUAGACCACAGGCAAAACUUUAAUUCACCUCACACUCAAAAACCAUACGGCCAACAUCCUAUUUCACCAUGGGCUAACCCUCCACCCGAAGGGAGGCCUGGCUAUGACGACAGAGGUCACAGACGACCAAGCCAAUACCAUGACAAUGUGGACGGGAACAUUCCCAGUUUUACUAGCCAUAGGCCACCUUCCUCUGACCAUUAUGGAACUAAUGUGGCCUCAGCUAUUGACAACUCAAAUUCAUUCAGCCGUUCUGUUGAUGAUACUGUAGAUAUUGUCAGAAAAAGGCUAUUAAAUCGGAAUGAAUCUCACAACAAUACAGAUCACCCUCCUGAUCAGGAUACUAAUGAGAGGACUGACUCUGAGGCAGCACCGACCACCUUAUUCCAAAGUGAACCACAGACACCUCCAGCCAGAAAGAGGAUACAGCGACGGAGACAGAAUGCCCAGUCCAAUUGUGACAAAAUCAAAAACAAAAUUGUGCACCAGUUGUUCAAAAUGGACAAGGAAAAACUUAAUAAAUUGAUGGACAAUCCAAAUUCAUCUUCUAAAUUUGAAUAUGCCAUAAGCAGUCUUAUAACAGAGUCUCAAAACAGUUUGGACAGACAUCUCAGAUCUGUUGCAGAAAAGUCUCUCUGUAGCUCAAGUACAGAGUUCAUUCAUGAUGACAACAACACUAUUUAUGAAGAUACAUUUUUGAAACAAAUGCAGUGUAUCUUAGAACCUCAAGAUACAGUUUUACUUGAAGAUAUCAAGCCACUUGUAAUGGCAGAGUUAAACAAAGUUCUACAAUUAGACGAUUUUGACCAGAGAUUUGAAAGAGGUGACGAAGACCCUAGUUACUACCCAUCAGAAGAAUCAGCUGUCAAUACAGACUAUCCAAAUAAUUAUGCAUAUGACAAUGUAGAUUUCAGUAACGAUGUACUGCCAAACUACCCCGAAGAAGAGAACCAGUCUUACUAUGAAGACCGGCAAUAUUCACCAUCCAAUUUUCCAGAGCAAGACACGCCAGAAAGUCCAAGAGGGCAUGAGCAAAAUGAACAGUACAGUUACAAUCAGUCUUCUAAAUUAUUUGAAAGAAGAACUGCAAGAAAGAGUUGUGAUUACAGCCAACUAAAGAAGCAAAGUGCUGAGAGCCGUGACCAAAUGAGGAGGAGCAUUGAUGAAGAACGGAAUAGGUUUAAUGAUGCAAGGCGUAAGCUAGUGACUCCGCCCCCAGUGUUUGAUGCAAAUAUUGAGCAUCUCUCAGAAGAAGAUGAUCCAUUCGCUGAUUUGGACAAGCAGUAUCAUGUUGCGGUAGACCACAACUUUAUAGAAUCUGAAUUGGACAAGCAAUACAUAGCUGCAACUGAGAAAAACAGUUCAAAGAAAGAAAAUGAAAUAAAAACACAACUAAUAAGCUUUGUUGAAGAGCCUCCACUGAACAAGCCCAUCAAAAAGGAAGUUUUGCUUAGCCCAGAAAUAGAUCCAGUAAAUAUUAAGAAGGAAAUUGAUAACCAGUUACUUAACAUUGCUAAAUCUCCCUUAAAAUUAUCCUCUUCCACUAAUAAAGAUCGGAAGAGUCAUAGAAGGAGUCAUUCAAAAAGUGAGAAGAAGAAGGAUGACAGUGAUGUGUCUGUUCAUGACACUAGUCAUGUAAAAGAUGAAUAUCAAGAAUUAAAUACUGAAAAUAUAAAGCAUGAAUACAAUCCAGACGUUACAGAUAGCCAGGAAAGUUCAAGAUCAGAAACCUCAAGCACAGUAAAAUCAACUAUUGCACCGAAUUCUCGCAAAAGAUCCAUUGAUCAAAAGCCUUCUCAUCGAAAAGAAAAGCGCAAAAAGAGUGACGUCAGCCCUGAGGCCAAUAAACAAAUAUUAAAUAAAAAUAUAAUAAUAAAUGUAAAUGACUGUGGAUCAAAGUCUACAGAAAAGAAAUGUGAUGCUGCUAUAUUCAAUUUAUUUUUCUCUAAGGAUGAAAGUGGGAAGGAGUUACCAAAAGAGAGCAAAACGGUUGAAUCCAGUGACAAAGCUUAUUCAGAUAAAUAUGUCAAGAGGAAAGAAACACCAAAAAAGAAAGAAGAUAAGAGGAAGCGAUCCUCAAACAGUCAUUCCAUUGUUAGCCCUAAAGAUACCAAUAAUAGUAGUAGUGAAGCACAACCCAAAACGGAUAGUAAGAAUAAGCUUAGGACAAUAGAUAUGUUUCUGAGUCAUCCAGUUAAAGUAUCAAAUGUGCACCAAGCACGUAGAAAUACAGCACAAGCUCCAGCUAUUAAAAAAGAAGAAAGUGACAAAAGUACGUCACAUGCCAACAAGUUAAUAAAACGAAGUGUUGGGACACAAAUGAUACAUAAAACACGUAAUAAAGAAACACAGGCAACUUCAUCGAAAAGUUCAUCAUCAAAAUUAUGUCAAACAGAAUUUAAAAAAUUUGCAACAAAAUCAAUACAGACAGAUCCUGUUGUGUUCGAAAAGUCACGAAUCAAUUCCAGUGACACCUUUGAGAGGAUGAAAGAGAUUGAUCUCGAAAUACAAGUAUUACUACAAGAGAAAUUUAAACUUUACAAUUCAAUUGAGACAAAAGAAUCAUGUUCUAACGCUAUACAAAAUUUGGGUAUGACUGUCCUGAAUGUCACUCCUAUUGAAGAUGGCAAAGAUGAUGCUAAUGACGAUGUUUUAUCAGAAGACGUCAUAGUUGAUAACUUCACCAGUAUUCCAGUGGAGGAAUUGGAGCAAAUCGCACUUGAAAGUGUGCAAGAUAUACCUACUGAAUCCCCUAAAAAGACUAAGAGAAGUCAACGCCGAGCAGUUAUAGAAAGGCAACGGAAAAAUUCACAAAGCCCUACUGUUCGCAACAAAAGCAAUAAGAAGCUAGCUGCUCCUAACAUAUCACUAAUAGAGCAGAUUAUAACUGAUGAUCGACCUUUAGAAGACAUCAUAUCUCUUGACGAUUUUGAAAAUCCCACUGAAAGUCCAGUCACAAAGAAAAGCAAAUCUAAAAAGGCACAAAAAUCGAAAUCCAAAAAGCAACCUAAGAAACCUAAAUCUAGCAAGCCUGUUGUCAAACACUCAGAGUUCACAUUAAAAGAAUGCCAAGUAGUUUUAACGAGAGAAGAUUUAAGCAAGUACAUGUCUAAAUCUGACAAAUCAGAGGAGCCACCACAAGAACUUAUAGUAAAAGAACCUGAAAUUCAAAAAGAAGUCAAAGUACAAGAAACUGAAAUUCAAAAAGAAGUCAAAGUACAAGAAACUGAAAUCCAAAAAGAAGUAAUAGAAGUGCCAGAUGUAGAGAAGACGGUGGAUGCAGCUGAUAUGUUGGACAUGUUAGAUGUAUCGGAAGAUAUAGUUAUUGGGGACAACUGUGAGAUCAAGUCAGACAAAGAGACAGAAAGAAUAUCAAUAGGUGAUGAUAUAAUUCUGGAUAACAGUCAGUCGUCGUCAGAUGAUGUGGCGGCGGUUGACGGGCAGAGUGAAGAUGAGUGUAAGAUGUUUGAUUACUCAUCCGAUGAGGCCCUGAAACGAGAGUCUAUCACGGUCACUGGGAAUGCUGAUGCUGUUCUGGCCAUUGAGGCCAUAGACAACAAUUUCGUAGCAGCAUGCCUAGACGGCAACGUAUACCACUUUAACAGCGACGGUCAACUGUUGGCCACUCUACGGGGGUCAAACUUGGCGGUCACAUGCCUGAUCAUCGUCAAGGAGAAGUAUGGGACCACUGUGUACACCGGUUCUCUGGACUCGAGGAUACGAUACUAUGAUUUAGAGACUGGGUUGGAGAAAGGUCCAGAAUGCAACGUACUCAGUCCCAUACAGACAAUGGACCGUGCGUGGGACACCGUGUACGUCGGCACUAGAACGGGCUUCGUCACACAGUAUGAGUGCAAGAACAAUAUGCUGAUACCACGGAGUACAAUGAAAUUCUCAGAGCAGUCCAUUCUCUGCCUUCGCGCGCUGAAGGAAGGACCUAGAAAGGUGUUGCUAGUAGCAGCGCGCUCCGAAAACGUGACAAUCAAGGACGCACAGACCGGUCUCCUGAUGCGGACGCUGGAAGGUCCACGCAUGACGGUCUACACGCUCGUGUUCGAAGAGGGCAAGGUCUACUGUGGGACCUCGAGUCAUCAGAUACAUGUGUUUGAGUAUAACAGCGGCUCCCACUGCGGCACACACGAAGGGGGUAAGGGCGCCGUGUGCCUCCGCGCGACCGGCGGCCUUCUAUUCGCCGGCUGCUACGACGGCUGCGUGUACGUGUACCGCGAGGGCAACACCAGGCCCAUCGCGCAGCUGCGCGGCCCGGGACUUAUGUUGCUGUCGCUGGCUGUUGUUGGGACUAAGAUUAUCGCCGGAUACAAGGACAGAAGUUUGUACAUAUGGAAGAUUCCGCUUAGCAUACUAAAAGAAAUGAUUUUGUAAAUUUCACCAUCUACCAUACUUAGUGUUGUAGGUGUUUGCACUGUUUUAACUGUGUGUUAGGUUAAUUUAGUUACGGGAACAUUUAUUUUACUUUACUAGAUGAACUAGAUCGUAAUGUUUCAAUUAAAGUUUAAUUAAAGUGUUAAUUGGUUUUAUGUACUUGUUUUAUUUAUAAGAGAACUUAUAUUAAAAACGUGCAAUUAA
Leguminivora glycinivorella is the source of this 5137-nucleotide messenger RNA. RefSeq lists its product as uncharacterized. The coding region runs from base 161 to 4933 and encodes 1590 amino acids. The record is from RefSeq and is a predicted model, not a curated record. Gene Ontology annotation, molecular function: RNA binding; SH3 domain binding. NCBI's taxonomy places the organism in Eukaryota, Metazoa, Arthropoda, Insecta, Lepidoptera, Tortricidae. Gene Ontology annotation, cellular component: membrane; cytosol. The transcript has 8 exons.